Messenger RNA from Fragaria vesca subsp. vesca, 1185 nucleotides. Its product is annotated as ADP,ATP carrier protein, mitochondrial-like. Bases 1 to 1185 code for a protein of 394 amino acids. Gene Ontology annotation, biological process: mitochondrial ATP transmembrane transport; mitochondrial ADP transmembrane transport. The record is from RefSeq and is a predicted model, not a curated record. Gene Ontology annotation, molecular function: ATP:ADP antiporter activity. Gene Ontology annotation, cellular component: mitochondrial inner membrane. The transcript has 3 exons. Lineage: Eukaryota; Viridiplantae; Streptophyta; Magnoliopsida; Rosales; Rosaceae.
AUGGCUGAUAGGCACCAGAGCCGAACUGUUAGGCAAAAGUUUGCUGGUCAGCUACAUCUUGGUUCCACCCUUUCUCAAGAUAUUCACAGCCAGAGCCACUAUGGCAGCUUCCAGAGGCCUAAUGUCAAUCAAAGGCGUUUUGCAUAUGGAAAUUAUUAUAAUGCAGCAUUGCAGUAUCCUAUGAAUCAUACAUGGGGAUCAACUGAUCGGUCAUUGAUCAGUUCCUCUACCUCACCUCUGCUUAUCCAAUCUCCCCAAGAGAAAGGAUUUACAGGCUUUGCUAUUGAUUUUCUAAUGGGUGGAGUUUCAGCUGCUGUAUCCAAGACUGCCGCUGCUCCAAUUGAGCGUGUAAAGCUGUUGAUUCAAAACCAGGAUGAGAUGCUCAAGGCUGGCAGGCUCUCUGAACCCUACAAGGGAAUUGGCGAAUGUUUUAGCCGGACAAUGAAAGAGGAGGGAAUGGUGUCCCUGUGGAGAGGGAACACAGCUAAUGUUAUCCGUUACUUCCCAACUCAGGCCUUAAAUUUUGCAUUCAAAGAUUACUUCAAGAAGCUUUUCAACUUCAAAAAGGACAGGGAUGGCUACUGGAAAUGGUUUGCAGGAAACUUGGCAUCUGGUGGUGCUGCUGGUGCCUCUUCUUUAUUUUUUGUUUACUCUUUGGAUUAUGCUCGUACUCGCCUUGCAAAUGAUGCCAAGGCUGCUAAGAAAGGAGGCGGUGGGAGGCAAUUCAAUGGCCUGGUUGAUGUCUACAAAAAGACUCUCGCAUCAGAUGGUAUUGCUGGCCUUUACCGCGGGUUUAACAUUUCUUGUGUUGGAAUCAUUGUGUACCGUGGUCUAUACUUCGGAAUGUAUGAUUCUUUGAAGCCUGUGCUCCUUACUGGAAAGAUGCAGGAUAGUUUCUUUGCUAGCUUUGCUCUUGGUUGGGUUAUCACCAAUGGUGCUGGUCUUGCAUCUUAUCCAAUUGACACUAUCCGUAGAAGGAUGAUGAUGACUUCUGGUGAAGCCGUCAAAUACAAGGGCUCUAUGGAUUGCUUCAAUCAAGUCCUUAAGAAUGAGGGUGCAAAGUCCCUCUUCAAGGGUGCUGGUGCCAAUAUUCUUCGUGCAAUUGCUGGUGCUGGUGUGCUUGCAGGUUAUGACAAGCUUCAGGUGCUGGUGCUUGGAAAGAAGUAUGGUUCUGGUGGAGCUUAA